Messenger RNA from Cottoperca gobio, 4657 nucleotides. It is a transcript of the gene grk5l, whose product is annotated as G protein-coupled receptor kinase 5 like. The transcript has 16 exons. Gene Ontology annotation, molecular function: ATP binding; G protein-coupled receptor kinase activity. Bases 405 to 2159 code for a protein of 584 amino acids. The record is from RefSeq and is a predicted model, not a curated record. Gene Ontology annotation, cellular component: cytoplasm. Gene Ontology annotation, biological process: signal transduction; regulation of signal transduction; protein phosphorylation. Lineage: Eukaryota; Metazoa; Chordata; Actinopteri; Perciformes; Bovichtidae.
UGUCCUCGCUCAACCAACCCCUGCUGUUGUAAUGUAAAGCUGGUAGUGUCCUGGUGUACCGCUGUAAAGAACCCGGUUCACAUACAUCGGUGCCUCCAACUUGAAUAUUCUCUGCGUCGGAGUGAUUCCGCAGCCAAAUUACGCAUGGAAUGGUUUUGGGGGGAUUGGAGUAGAAAUGCAGCACCGCACUUCCAGCCCACAACAAGAACCAUGCCCAGUUUACAUUGCAAGCAAAUCUAUGACAUCCUGUUUUAUCCAUUACGACUUUGAUAUGAGUGAAAUUUGCUCGGAUACCGACAAGGAGUGAAGAAAAUAUAGACAGCGUUCAGGCUGAAGGACGUUGUUUUCGCUGCAGACGCCUGUGAACCGAAAACCUCUGCAUUUAGGAUCUUUUUUUCUUUUUGAUGGAGCUGGAGAACAUAGUAGCCAACACUGUACUGCUAAAAGCGAGAGAGGGUGGAGGAGGAAAGCGGAAAGGGAGGAGCAAAAAAUGGAAGGAGAUCCUUCGCUUCCCCCAUAUAAGCCAGUGCACUGAGCAGGGAAACAGCAUCGAGAGGGACUAUGUCAGCAUCUGUGAGAAACAGCCUAUCGGACGGCUUCUAUUCCGUCUGUACUGUGAGACCAGACCUAAACUGCAACGAUGCAUCCAGCUACUGGACGCAAUGGAAGACUAUGAGGUGACGCCUGAUGAAAAAAGAAAAAGCAGAGGAGACCAGAUCCUCAAGACUUUCCUCUCAAAACAAUCACCUCAGCGUGUAGACAUAGCAGAGGUUUUCGCAGACCAGUGCAGAGAAAACCUCGAGCUCAGUCCAUGUAAGGAGAUCUUCAUCAACUGCCGCAAGACCGUCCACGACUACCUGAGUGCAGCUCCAUACUUGGACUACCAGAACAGCAUGUACUUUGACCGAUUCCUGCAGUGGAAGAUGCUGGAGAGGCAACCAAUCACUAAAGACACGUUCAGGCAGUACCGGGUGCUGGGGAAGGGGGGAUUCGGAGAGGUGUGUGCCUGCCAGGUUCGAGCUACAGGGAAGAUGUAUGCGUGCAAGAAGCUGGAGAAGAAGAGGAUAAAGAAGAGGAAAGGGGAGUCCAUGGCUCUCAACGAGAAGCAGAUUUUAGAGAAAGUCAACAGUAGAUUUGUUGUGAGCUUAGCGUAUGCAUACGAGACCAAAGACGCUCUGUGUCUGGUGCUGACCAUCAUGAACGGUGGAGACCUGAAGUUUCACACUUACAACAUGGGCACGCCGGGCUUCGAGAAAGACAGGGUUCAGUUCUACGCCGCUCAAAUCUGCUGUGGACUGGAGCAUUUGCACAGGGAAUUCAUCGUCUACAGGGAUUUGAAACCGGAGAAUAUCCUGUUAGAUGACAACGGACACAUCCGCAUUUCUGACUUGGGGCUGGCCAUCAAAGUGCCCGACGGAGAACUCAUCAGAGGCAGGGUGGGGACUGUGGGCUACAUGGCUCCGGAGGUGAUAAACAAUGAAAAGUACGGCAUGAGUCCUGAUUGGUGGGGGCUGGGCUGUCUCGUUUACGAGAUGACCGCCGGGCGAUCGCCCUUCCGCGCCCGCAAAGAACGAGUGAAGCGGGAGGAAGUGGAGAGGAGGGUGCAGGAGGAAGAGGAGGAGUACAACGACAAGUUUACUGAGGACACCAAGGCUAUCUGUAGAAUUCUGCUGACCAAAGACCCUAAGCAGAGGCUGGGGUGCCUGGCGGACGCAGCAGCGGACGUCAAGGCCCACUCGUUCUUCAAAAACAUCAACUUCAAGAGGCUGGAGGCUGGGAUAGUGGAGCCUCCCUUUGUGCCUGAUCCUCGGGCAGUGUACUGUAAGGACGUUUUGGACAUAGAGCAGUUCUCCACAGUCAAGGGAGUAAAUUUGGACCAAACCGACAACGACUUCUACUCCAAAUUCACUACAGGCAGUGUUUCCAUCCCAUGGCAGAAUGAGAUGAUAGAAACUGAGUGUUUCAGAGAUUUGAAUGUCUUUGGGCCUCAAGGGACGAGACCUCCAGAUCUGGACUGGAAUCAGCCGCCAGAGCCGCCAAGACGCAGCCUGCUGGACAGGAUCUUCAGGAGGCAUCAACCAGAGGUGUCUAUUUCCCACUGCCGUGUGCAGUCUUCCAGUGUAAACUCUGUGGACUCCAUGUCCAACUCUGCCCCCUAGUGGCACCGUGACAGUGUGGGAGCCACACACACACAAAGGGAAGGAGCUCCGAGGGGCUUCCCCGCUGCUGAUUGGUCCACAGCCAGGGCCUGAGCAGCAGCCGGAGACGGCCUGUCUAAAAGCCUAAAUGGUCAGCCCAUGGGGUGGGGGGUGGGGGUGGGGGUGGGAGGGGGGGGUGGGAAGUGACCAGGCCCUGAGACCCCGGGCAUUUGUAGUGGGAUGGUCAAUGUUGCAAAGACGUUUGGAAAUAUUCGGACAAACCUUACUUACCCUCAGGAUUGUUGGACUAAUAGAACAGAGCCACUGACGUUGAUGAAAAAAGAAAAGGAUAGAAAACAAGCUAAUAUUCAGGGGAUCCACUGUAUAAUAAAGACCACCACAGGGAAUAGAAGAUGGGGUCUUGGUGAAUUUGUUUUGUGUUUCCAGAAGAAGAUAUUUCUUUUUCACUCAUUUUCAGUUCUUUUACUUUCUGGCCUGUAUCUUGUAUCUCUCCAUCUAUCCACACACCCCUCCGAUUCUUACUCUGUAACUUAAUUCUCUCUCUGCAUUUCCACCUCCCAUACCUCAGAUCACUCCUUAAAACAUUCAGAACACAUCACCUCAACAACCUCAACACAUAAUGUACAUUGCCUUGCGUACACUCAGGCCAAAGAUUACAGUUUUAGUUUUGUGAUACUGUUGUCAUGUUGAUUUAAUGUUUGUUUUCUUUGGAGGUUUUCAGCCGUUCGUUUAGAACCACAGGAGGAUCACAACGUGCGAUCCCUUUUCUACACUUUCUCUAUUUAUGAGCCUGCAGACAUAUCAUAUUGCUUAAAGCACACAUUACAUACACAAUCAGAUAGACAUACACACAGACAGAAUUGUGUCGUGUUUUCAUUGCAUGGACAAAGUGUAAGUAUGGACAGCUGUAUCCCUUUCGCUUCUGCAUACCUCAUUCCACUGAUGUUACCGUCGUAUACCGUACAACACGCAGACGUCUCCCUCGGUUUACAGUGUCACUUUAUAUUUGACAUUAUGUGGAAACUAAUUAAUAUGCUGUACAGAAACAGAAAUCUCUUCUUUCGCUCAGUUUUUUCUGCACAGUCCCCGUGGAGCGGAGAGGAACACAUGCACUCAGCCCGACUUACAAGUUGCACAAUUUAAAAUGUCAUGCUGUUUCUUCUUCAAACAUGUUUUUACCUCUGAUCAUUAAGGCACAUUGUUGUAUCGAUAUUGUCACACGCCGCUUGUUUUCUACAUCCGAAUCUGAAGUGUUCUUGCUCUCCCUAUGCCUUUUUCAUUUAAAAGAUAUUGCUGCAUAGCUAUUUUUGUCACAUGUAAAGGUUGUUUUUAUAUUUUGCCCCUUUACACUUAACAUGCUCUUCAAAAUGCCUCACAAAUCUAAAGAGCCUUCCUCUUGUCCACAGGGUAUCAACGGCUACAUGAAAGGUUUAUCUCAUCUGAAUUUUAUUUUAAUCGACUUAACCCUUUAAUGGUCUUCCCAACUGUUUAAAAGUGCACAUUUCUAUAGAGCUCUAUAUGGUUGAAGUUAGCAUGUGUACUGUUUUCAUGAAUAAUUCUGUUUUUUUUAAUGUCAUUUUAAAGGGCUGGCUGAAAGAAAUGAUGUAAAUGAAAAAAAAAGUCUGAUAACUUAUGUAAUUAAUUUUAAAAUCCUGCUCUAAUCAGUGGAAAUGUCCAUUAAUGGUAAAGGUUUUAUUUUCUUGAACAGCUGUUUUUCCAAAAGCAGAAUAUUGACAUUGCUACGAAGUCUUCUGAUGAUAAACUGUUGUCAGUAUGAUAAAUCUAAUGUGAUUAUACUGUAUGAUUGUUCAAAUAUAUCAGUAUAUUUGUUUAGUUUUACCCUCACUAAUCAAAACGGAUUGACUGCACUCUUACUGUAAAAACAAAACAAAAACAGUUUUAUUUGAUCUUUUUGUGUGGGACCAUUAAAGGGUUAAUCCAGCUCAUUAAUGUAGAACAGAGGAGGAGGAGGAGACACUAGAGGAUCCUACAAACACCACACAAAGAAGUGGCCUUCUCGCAGCAUCACAGCCAGUUGAAAGAGAAGAAGAGCUCACUCUUCUGCUCCUUUUUUAAGAAUGUGAUAUUUUCCUUAUUUGAGGUAGUGGAAGCUGAUCCAUGCAGUAAUUUUAAUCGUCACACAAGCCUGUUUUUUUUUUUUUCUUCUCUGCGUUCUUGAUAUGAAACAAACAAAAAAAAAAGAAUCUGAAUCAGACUGAAGUGCCUCCUUGUUAGCAUGAUCUCCCAGACAAUGCCCACACAGCCAUCAGCACUUUGUUUAUUCUCUGACUGUCGUGCGCUGUUUGUUUCGCUGGGGAACGCGUCAACACAAACACACACAGACUCACGCAGAUUUGUCAGAAAUGGAGGAAAAGUGGAGUGUUGAUGAGGGAAUUCUCCUUAAUGUGAUGUACAGCGAAGUGCUGAGUGCAUGUGAAAGCCAAACCCACUGUGUCCUUCAAGUCCCAAUAAACUCUGUGCUAUAGUUUGAGUAUCCA